Messenger RNA from Callorhinchus milii (elephant shark), 518 nucleotides. RefSeq names its product L-gulonolactone oxidase-like. The transcript has 4 exons. The record is from RefSeq and is a predicted model, not a curated record. Bases 1 to 501 code for a protein of 166 amino acids. Gene Ontology annotation, cellular component: membrane. Gene Ontology annotation, molecular function: D-arabinono-1,4-lactone oxidase activity. Lineage: Eukaryota; Metazoa; Chordata; Chondrichthyes; Chimaeriformes; Callorhinchidae.
AUGGACACCCAGAGACCCUCAAAUGUGUUCCCUCCCCACCUUCUAACAUUUGAUGCACGUUUUGUGAAUGUGGCCGAUGACGACGUUGUUGUGGUUGUUGUUGUUGUUGUGUGCAGACACAGGGCUGGGGAGGCCCUGCGGCAGUUACAGGUCUGGCUGGGACGGCACGAGGGGGAGACGGCUCACUUCCCGGUUGAGGUUCGUUUCGCCCGCGGUGACGACAUCCUGCUCAGCCCCUGCUAUAGGCAGGACAGCUGCUACAUCAACAUCAUCGCCUACAGGCCAUAUGGGAGGGAGCCGCAGCGCGAGAGAUACUGGGCAGCGUACGAGGCCAUCAUGAGGGAGAACGGAGGCCGUCCCCACUGGGCAAAGGCUCACAGUUGUGUCCGCGAGGACUUUGAGAAGAUGUACCCGGGUUUCCGCACGUUUUGCUCCAUCCGAGAGAGGCUUGAUCCCACCGGAAUGUUCCUCAACGCGUACCUGGAGAGAACCUUCUUCUGAUCAACUGUCCCCCCACC